GUAAUAUUAGAUCAAACAACGAUACCAACAGAUACAACAACAGUUUCCGACACAUCCAUUCCAUUAUUCACGGGAACACAAGGUGGAACAAAACCCACUCUUUUGAACAAAGAAUCAUGUCAAAACAGUGUUUAUUAUUUCAAAACAAGUCCUUCAAAUUGUAUCUGUAUCUUGAAAUCGGGAACUAUUGAUGAUAAUUCAAAUUCAUAUGAAGGUUCGACGAGUACCGAUUGUGCAAAUGGUGAAGUUACAACUGUUUAUUCACUUCAAAUUCCUCCAACUAUUACAUCAGUUAAUGUUGCACGUAAUUCCGUUUAUAGCAGUUUGGUGUAUCCAAGUGGAGUUCAUUUCACUUCAACUUCGAGUGUAUCUCUGAAAUUUGAUACUUUGGUUGUGGACAGCCCAAUUUACUUUGGAACUCAAAUUGCACUUAAUGUCACAUCCAUUUCAUUCUCUGCAAACAAACUUGGAUUUUUGAAGGCUGAUGGUUCAUCAAUAACAUUACCAACUACUAUCGCAUUGGGAAUAUUCAUUCUUCCUACAAGUGUUGCCAACCCACCAGGUGCUUACAACUGUCCAUUAACAAACAAUUUCAAAAGAAGAAUUUAUGGAUAUCAAAUUACCGAAGGAUGCCAAUGUUUGGACCAAUUAGCAGAUUGUGGCAUUUCUGAAUUUUCAGAAUAUUAUAAUUUGGUAGUUAGUUCAAAUACGGAAAUUAAUUCCAAUUUCAAUUCAAUCGUCAUUCCAACAACUGCGACACAAAAUACAAUUGAAAUUUCUCAUGUUGGUAGUGCCGUGACUGUUGGCACUCUUGAUGUGUCUACUUUAACAACAUUGAACCAACUCACAAUCAAAUCGAAUGUCCAAAUAACCAAUUUCAAAAACAAACAAACCUAUACCAUAUUCGAAAAUUUGUUACCAACUCAAAGUACAAGUACUGUUACAACUGGUAAUGUUUACUAUUAUAACUCAAUCACAAAUGCACCAACUGAAACUGGAAUCUCACAAGUUGAUUGUGGAUCGUCAAGUAAUAAGUUUAUCAGAGUAUUCAAAACCAUGUCGAAUUUGAAUUGUGAUUGUUUGUAUAAUACCCCAGAUGUUGAUUGUAAGAAGAAACCCGAAGUUUUCCAUUUGAAAUUGGACACUUCAAUAACACCAUACAAAUUUACACUGACAUUACUCUGGUUGGAUGUCGAACUUACUUCUACUUCAAUAAACCCAAUGAAUGAAAUUGUCGUGUUGAAAGAGAACAAUAAAAUUAUUGUGGGAAAUACUGACUUUAAGUUAUCUUCUACAGCACAAACAACUAUAAACGCCCAAUUUAAAGAUACAAACACUGCAUAUAUUUAUUCUACAAACGUCCAAGUUGUACCAACUACUACAACAAAAUAUGCUUACCCACUUUUUGUAUCAACAUCAUCUUUCAAUGGACUUAAUUCUAUUCAGUGUAAUAAUAUUUAUAGAUACUUUGUGACAGGAACAACAGCUAAUUGUGAUUGUAAAAUACUUGACACUGACGGUGCAACAGAUUACAAAGACUGCCAUUAUCAAUCAGUUAACUAUAACGCAAAUACCGGAAGUGCUAAUAUCAAACUUGUUGAUAAUUGGAACUCUCUGACUUCAACGGCUGAUUACCCACAAACGACAAUUGAUAUGGGAAAUAAAUCCGCCACUUCUUUAAUUAUUAAAACAAACACGAAUAUUAAUGGACAAGUUGGAGGUACAACCAAACUUGUAACCGAUGGUACUAAAUACGUUCUUAUAGAUACAAGUGGAAAAUUAAUCACAAUUGAUGUCAAUCAAUGUGGAAGAUAUUGUGCUUCAUAUAAACGGGGAGUUAUUGAUACUUCACAUUCUGCUGAUUGUUUAACAAACAAUAAGAGAAUUUCAAAUGGUAACUUGUGCUAUUGUACAUUGAAUGGAGACGGAUCAACAUACCUUGAAACUGAUUGUAACCACGACACUACUAAGGAUGGCUUUGAUUUGUAUUUAACAACAGCGACACAACCAAUUACAUCUACAAACAAAUAUAAUUCUCUUGUUAUUAAAAGUGAUGUCGGCGCAGUUGAAUUGACAACCACAAACAACCAAAUUCAAUUUACAAAGGUGGAUGUUUCUAAAAACAUUGUUUUCUCGAUACCAGUCACUUCUAUUGGAACUUUAACACAAACAUCAACAAGUGCUUAUGUGACUUUUAAUAAAGCAACAACAAUCACAACUGUUGUACCAAAAGCAAACGGAUUUAUCCUUUACAAAGCUGCUUCAAAUGAACAAUUGACAAUCACUUCAAUCACUGAACCAACUGGAUGUGUUGAUGUAGUGUACUCUCCACAUGCAAAUGUCAAUAAUGUUGCUACUCAAAAACUUGUUGUUCUCAACGGAAAAUCAACUUUGAAAACAAGUCAAUGUGAAAAUACCGUUGAGUGUAAAUUUGUGAAAGAACAAACUACAACAUACGAUGACCAAUUCUCAACGAUUAACUGCCCAUGUGAUAACUCUGUAAGCGGUGAUACAACAGGCGCAAAAUGCAAGGUUAUGGUCGAAAGUGCAACAGCAGCAAGUAUUUUCACUCUUGCACAUAAUGUUAAAGCUGAUGUUAUUGUACAAAAGGAUAUUCAAUUUAAAACAACGACUCCUUAUACCAUUGAUAACAUGACUUUUAGUGGUUCAACAUUGACUGCGACACAAGGUUCUGAAAUAACACUUACUUCAUUAACUACCACCGCAUUAACAAUUACGGGUAACGUGAACAUCAAUGCCCAAAUUGGUGCAGUUAAGGCAACAUUAACAGGGAAUACAAAAGCGAUUAAUAUCAAUGCUUUUGCAUUCAAUGAAAUUGUCUCGGCUUCUACAAAUGUGUACAAUUUGAAUGGAGGAGCUAGCUUUGUUUUGGAAUGCAAGAAAUGCACAUUGAGUGGAACUGAAACGAUCACUACACUUAAAAUGGGUAAUGCAAAUGAAUAUACAUUCAAUCCCGAUUCACAAACAACUAUUCAAAAACUUCUUGUUAAUCUCAAUGGAAAUUUGACACCACUUAAUAUACUUGGAAAUGUCGUUUUUGCAAAUGUAUUAAAGACUGAUUACACAUUUAGUUAUCCGCUUGUUAUCGCUCAAUUAACAAAUACUUCUUUGUUCAAAUCUAAUGCUGAUCUUACAACGACUGGAAUUCAAGUAUUAUGUAAAAACUUGGUUGUACUUGGAACUGUUUCACCAAGUACUCAAAUUUGCGCAGCAAAUAACUACGAGGAAGUCAAUGAAGUCGAUUUACCAACAAAUUGUGGUUCUUCAACAACAAUCUGCAAAUUAACUUUGAAAAAUUCGACGACGAUGAAAAUUACUAAGAACUAUGAUUCGAUUAUCUGUGAAUCUACAGAUAGCUGCAGUAUUGGAACAAUUGAUGCUACUGUGACUAAAUUGAACUUGAUUGGUUUAACAAAGAUAUUCACUAUUACAAGCCCACCAACUUUCCCAAUUCGAGCAACAAAUUGUGUUUUGAAAAUAACAGGAAGUGCAACAUUAUCUGCACAAAGUGGUGUAUCUAUUGAAUCAUCAACUGGAACAUUAACUUUAUUAACAUCAAAUAUUGAUUCAAUAACCACUUCAUUUGAUGUCGUCGUUAAGGGAGAUGUCGUUAUUGGAACAAAUAUGGUGACAACUGGAAUGUUGACAUUAACAUCAGGUUCUUUAUACGUGAAAAAGAAUUUGACAUUCAAGAGCCUCACAGUUGCGAGUGAAUUUAAAUUAUUAACUGUUCUUAACACAAUGACGAUGAGCGAUUCAACUGGUACUAUAACAGCUGCUAAUUAUUACUCGCAUUACGCAAUGAAAUAUGUCAAAUGUGGUCCUGUUGAUUCUAUUUUAACAGCAAAUAAGGAUUAUACCGCAGAUGGAAUCAAAUGUAUCACACAAACGAGUGCACAAAUUGACUUGAAUACUAAUGAAGCAUAUGUCAAUCACUAUAAAUUUAAUUGCAAAGACUUGACACGCACAACUAUUAUUAAAUCACCAAAGGUGAGCUGCGCACAGAGUGUGACAACAAACAGUGAAGUGAUUGUAAAUGUUGCAACGACAUUAGGUGGAUCAUUUACUCUGAGCAAAUUAACAGCAAAGGCCGAUGUCACAUUUUUGAAUGACGCUCAUUUGACUUGCUCAACGACUCAAAACGCAACAGGUAAAGUUAUUCUUUCAGGCACUGGUGAAGUCACAAAUUGUGCCAAUGUUAUUCAUAACUCACAAGAAACUAUUUCUAUCACCAACGUACCUUCCAUUGAAUUGAUGAAUACUGGAAUAUUUGAUUUGAAGAGUACUAUGAGUGAUUUGAAAAUUACGAUAACAAAGAGCGGGUUUGACAAGACUAUUCCAAUUACCGUUGACAUCGAUUCCAUUUCAAUCAUCGAUUCAUCAACUAAAAUCAAAAAUUACGUGUUGAUUGAAAUGACGAACCCAAUCAAAAGUGGAAAUUUGGGGAGUUACACAUUCAAAUGUAAUAACAAGAAGAUCGUCCAUGGAGACUCUCCAAUGUUUUCAUGUGAAGAUUUCCCUUAUGAUGUUACUUAUACAACUGCUGAUCCAUCAAAGAACCCGGCACAAGGAUGUAUUGAUGACACUGGAAUAAAUUGUAUUGCGACAGUAACAGUCGAUGCUGCUUAUACACUGAAUACACUUAACUUGAAUGUAUUGAAAUCGAAAUAUAUUAAAUUGCAAUUGAAUGUCAAGAAAAUAUUAAUAGUGACAAUGGAAAAAACAGUCGAACAAUUUGAAUUGACGGGUGCUCAAAAAUCGAAUGAAGAGAUGUCGUAUGGAGCAAUUUUGUCAGACAUAUUACCGAAAUACACGACAGUCACUGAUGCGAUACUUAAAGUUGGUUCUGCAACAACCGGCAGAUUUAAAGUCGACCACAUAGUGUAUCUCAACUCGGUUGGAACUUCUGAAAUUGAUCUGACGAAUGUCGAAGCGAACUUCUGGGACUUUAACUGCUCGACUCUCAAACUUACUAAUGUUAUUGGGAACAUUUCAUCCCCAAUUAAUAUCGACGAUUUGACUGUCUCGGGAACACAACUGAAUAUAUCGAGAUCGGUUAAUAUCUCUAAAAUAACUAUUUUGGAUACUUCUAAUGAUGUUGCUUUGUUCACUGUGAUGCAAAACAUUGAAAGUAUUACCAUUGGAAGUGGAAUUGAUUUAGAAAGCACAGAAUGUCAGUACAUCUUUAAUUACUUGGGAGUCUCAGUGAAACCUACAUUGAGUCAGAAUUUGGAUGAGAUCAAGGACAAAAACAGAAUAUAUGUUGGAGCGUGCACAUUCAAAUUGACGAAAUGCGCACUUGUAUCGACUUCAGACUGUUCAAUUGAUAUUCAUGAGAAUGGGAAUUACCAAUACACUUCGUUGUGCCCAGAUAAUACCGUUGAGAUCGAUUUGACUCAAGCGAAAUGCGGCAGUGUCACGUUUGAUGGACUCUCUGAAAAUGAAUACAGUCAAAUUACACUUCCAACUAACACGACAUUACAAUCUUCGACAACAUCCCCAAUCAUUAUCAAUACUUUAGUGAUAAAAGAAAAAUUGAUUUUGACGAGUCCAUAUAUCAUCACAAAUCUUGUGGAUGCCGUGGAGACACCACAACCAGCUUUGGACAUCACUCUUGGCGCAAAUACUCAAAUUGUUAGUUAUGCUUUACAAGGAGAAACAACUAUGACUAUUCAACAAGGCGCGACUCUUAAUUUCAUGAACACUGUUCAGAAGGCAUAUACUAUCAAACAAAUGACUAUUGAGGGAAGUGAAUUGAAUGUGUAUGGUCCUAAUGUCGAACUCUCAAUUGAAAGUCUGAUAUUUGCAACUGUUGCUUCAACAAGUUCGAUUAUUAAUGUGAAACAAUUUAACAUGAAUGCAGCCAAAGUUAGUUUGACAACUGCAAAGAGAACAACACACAUUCCAUUGAUUAAUACAAUGGUUUCUAUGGAAGACCCAACAACACCAUUAACUGAUAUGUCAUUGGUGUGCAACAAAAAGACUUUGAUUUACAAACAAACAGAUAGUGAUGUUAAAUUCCAAUGCCCAGAUGACGUCUUAUGUACAUAUGGUUCAUCAGAAUGUGACAGACCAUCAACAGGAACUACCGAUUAUGAGCAACGAUAUAUCAUUGAAGUACCAAGCACUCACAGUGGUGCUGUAACACUUACAGACAAUUCUAAAUUAACUAAAGGAUAUGAUGUAGUCAAUGUGAAACAAUCCGGAGCUGUUAUUACUGUAGCGAAUGGAGGAAUUUAUGUGUUUAAUAUUUCAGUGGCUAAAGUGUCUAUAUCAUGUGCUGAUGACACGUCUGAUGUGAGUUGUAGUGUUAUUAUUAAUAAUAUGAAUGAAGACUCUUAUGGUGUCAUGUUAACUGGGAAGAAUAUGAUAUUAAAGGAAGACACCACUAUUGAAAAUUUAGUGGCGAAUGUGAAUAUAAUGGGAGAUAUCACAUUAAGUUCGUUUGAAGUGACUUCACUGAUAGUGAAUGUCAAGAAGGGAGGAAUAAUGAGAGUCACACAAUACGCUUCUAUGAAGGAAUUGCAUAUGGAAGACGGCGCUUUAGUAUACUCAUCGGACUCUUUUGAUGCUGGGAACUUGUAUUAUGAAGGCGGACAAAUUAUAUUUGACUCGACGAACACGGAGGCUGUACUCAAUGUGAACUUCUUUAAUGUCAACAACGAAGUAUUAACACUUGGAAAGAAGGAAUGUAUCCAUCCAAUCAUUAGACAAUCAUUCACAAAUCCAGAAGAAGUUAUUGACAGGCCUGAACUUGUCUGGAAGGGUAAAGUAAUAUAUCAGAAGACUUCUACUAUGGUUGACCACAACUGCGGAUAUUCUAAACUUGAUUUGUGUGGGAGUGAAGGCGCGGAACAUAAUUGUGAGAAUAUUGAAUGUGAUACGACAGAUGGAGAUAAGCGUGCCAUUUGUUAUUGUACGUAUGACCCUGCUAUAGUCCAAGACUGUGUUUUGAAAUGCCCGGAUACUGCAGGCACGGACUGUGUCUUUGACCCAUCACAGUCUUCGAACUCUUUGUUUAACAAAAUUAGUAUACCAAAAGAGAACACUCUGAAUGUCAGUAAACUGUUUAAAUUGUUUAUCUUACCAAUGAGCCAAAACAUCAUAAUCAGUGCGACGAAGUCACUCAAUAUCUUCCAAAUAACAGACGUGAAUGGGACUGGUGAAAUCACUAUAGACGCUGCUGAUGUAUCGAUUGACUCUAUUAGACUUACUAACCCCGAAUCAGUCUUAACGAUUAACGCGAAGUCCAUGUUUGCGAAGGAAAUCUAUGUCACUGACGGAGCGACACUCAAUAUUAAUGUACCAAUCACUUUACAAACGGCUCAGGGUAUUUUCGACUUUACACCGGGAGGAGUUGUCCCCAAUGUUACACGACAAAUCUACUUUGGAAAGGACGCUAAAAUCAAUUUGAAGGAGAACGCCAAUUUUGUGAUUCAAGGACCGACUGAGAAGGACACUGUGACGAAUAAAUACGAUGCUGAAUAUAACAAGCUGACGCUUGAAGAGUGUGUGAUGACUGUAGAUGCGAACUUUAAGGGUAUUAAAUCGAACAAGUAUCCGAAUAUUGUCUUCAAUUUUGAUGUAAUAGGAGAAGUUGUUAUUAACAAGGCUACACUGACUUAUAUGGAUGGGACUACAACAGACAAGAACAUCACUUUAAUACUGAAUAAUGAAGUUUCACACAUCGCUGCAAAUUUGACAUCACGGCAUGCUAUUGAUGACCAGAACUACGCCCUUGUGAUUGGACAAUCUGCAGCUAUUCUCGACAAAGCGGCGAUUCCUGAGUUGUCGUGUGACUUGACUGCAUCGUUCUCAGGGAAGGUGACUGAAGACACGAAGUGGGUGAGAAGUCAAUGUCCAUGUAAUGGAGAGACGUGUAUAGUGAACACGGAGUUGACGACGAGUUCAGUGAAUUAUGAUAUCAGUGGGAUAACCUUUGCUAAAUAUUACACGACGACUGGCUUGUUAGAAGGGUCGAAAACGAAUAUCAGCGAAUUGAUAUCAUAUGGAGGGAAUACAGAAGUGAAGAUCACGGAGUCAACAAUUGGAGCUGUUUUAAUGGAAAAGAAGGGAGUGAUCUCAUUCACGAAGCCACUGAUGAUACCAACAAUUAGUGGAGUUGGCGAGUCGGGAACAAUAGAAGUGAAGACGCACUCUUUAACGACGAAAAGUAUGACGAAUGUUGAUAUGUCGAUAUCAACAGGGUCGAUGCUGUUUGAGAAGGAGACGAAAGGCGAUUUUAAGGGAAGAAAGAUUACCGUAGCGGCGAAUGGAAGACUUGAUAUUUACACGUCGAGUGUCUUGUUUGAUGAAAGCACUGAAUUUGAAGUUACAGUGGAGGCGGGACAACCUGCGUUAAUUUCAGUGGACGACGACGCACUUGGAGAUGCAUAUACGAUUGUGAAUGCGAAGUAUACAGUAACUAUCCCGGCAGAUGCGGCUGGAAAGGUCUUUGCUAUUUUGCGAGUGUUAACGCCAAUUAAUGUGGCGAAUUUCAAGAUUAAAGACGGGAGCGAGACACCAAGUGCGAAAUUGGGAGUGAAGGGAGCCGGUUUUGUGUUUAAGGAGGCGUGCAAUGGAGUGAUAUUAACUGAUCUGCCCGACGCACAAAUCACGUGCCCGGAAGAUAGAAUGGCAAGAGUGGUGGAGAAGUUUGAAUUCCCAAUGUACAUGAUUGCAGUGAUAGUCGUCUUUGUAUUGGUCCUUGCUGUCAUUGUUGUGUUACUGAUAGUCUAUAUGGUCCACGUCUAUAUUGUCCGAAGAAAGAACAUGAAGGUCUUUGAAGACGGGGAAGAGCUCGACGUCGAUAAUCAGAAACAAGACGAGGAAAUCAAAAAUGAAGGGAAUAAGACGGGUGAUAAUAAAGCAAAUGAAGAAAAACAUAACGCAAUCGAAGCACCUGUACCUUCAGAAAUACCACUCGCUAAUGACCAGAAGACUACUAGUGUACUGGAAAAGACUUCAGAGUCAGGGUCUGAGAGCGGCUCGGGUUCUAAGAAAGAUUAA
Messenger RNA from Entamoeba invadens IP1, 9030 nucleotides. RefSeq lists its product as hypothetical. The transcript has a single exon. Lineage: Eukaryota; Evosea; Mastigamoebida; Endamoebidae. The annotation marks the transcript as partial. The record is from RefSeq and is a predicted model, not a curated record.